UCAGCGGGGCGCCGGCUUCCGGGUGGUACGAGCGCGUCCGUCGGGGCGGAGGAUCGAUGUCGCAGAGUAGCGGCGGCGAGUGGGCGUGUUCCCUAACGAGUCCGGCUGGAGGGCUGCGAUCCCGAGUCCUCAAGAGCAGGCGGGAGGGCGCGGAGAGAGGCUGGGGCGGUCGACGCCCGCCGCCCUGCUGCAGCCGGCAUGUCGGCCGAAGCCUCCGACCCCGCGGCCGCCGCGGCCCCUUCCCUGGAAGCCGCUAAGCCCUCGGGAGUGGAGCCCGGCGCUGCCGCCUGCGGGCUGAAGCCGCUGACCCCGAACAGCAAGUACGUGAAGCUGAACGUGGGCGGCUCGCUGCACUACACCACGCUCCGCACGCUCACGGGACAGGACACCAUGCUCAAAGCCAUGUUCAGCGGCCGUGUGGAGGUGCUCACCGACGCCGGAGGUUGGGUGCUGAUUGACCGCAGUGGCCGCCACUUUGGUACAAUCCUCAACUACCUACGGGAUGGGUCCGUGCCACUACCUGAAAGUACCAGAGAACUGGGGGAGCUACUAGGUGAAGCUCGCUACUACUUGGUACAGGGCCUGAUUGAGGACUGCCAGCUGGCACUGCAGCAAAAAAGGGAGAACCUGUCCCCGCUGUGCCUCAUCCCCACAGUGACAUCUCCCCGGGAGGAGCAGCAGCUCCUGGCCAGCACCUCCAAGCCCGUGGUGAAGCUCCUGCACAACCGCAGUAACAACAAGUACUCCUACACCAGCACUUCAGACGACAACCUACUUAAGAACAUCGAGCUGUUCGACAAACUCGCCCUGCGCUUCCACGGGCGGCUGCUCUUCCUCAAGGAUGUCCUGGGGGACGAGAUCUGCUGCUGGUCUUUCUAUGGGCAGGGCCGCAAGAUCGCCGAGGUGUGCUGCACCUCCAUUGUCUACGCCACGGAGAAGAAGCAGACGAAGGUGGAAUUCCCAGAGGCCCGGAUCUUUGAGGAGACCCUGAAUAUCCUGAUCUACGAGACUCCUCGAGGCCCAGACCCAGCCCUUCUGGAGGCCACAGGGGGUGCAGCUGGAGGCGGUGGGGCAGGCCGAGGUGAAGAUGAGGAGAACAGGGAGCACCGAGUCCGCAGGAUCCACGUGCGGCGCCACAUCACCCACGAUGAGCGUCCUCAUGGCCAACAGAUCGUCUUCAAGGACUGACUGCCCUUCCACUGCCUCCUGCUUCUGGGGCCCAAGCCCUCCCUCUCUUUUCUCCCUUCCCCAGGUCUUUGCCCCGGCUCUGCUGGCCAAGUCGUGGGCCUUCAUUCUGUCCCCUCACUGCAUGGUACAGUUCACCUUGGCCCUUUCUGUUGGUUUCUACUCAAUGCUAGCAUAGUCCAUUCCAGCCCCGCCCUGCAGGCAGAGCCCUUCAGAAGGCCUCGGUCUUCCUUCCCUCUUCACCACUCCUGCCCAGCGAUCUUCCCUCACCAGCGGGUUGGAAGGAUUUCCCUCUCUCUUUAGUUCCUUGUACACACACAAGUGUUGAGCCAGCCCUUAUAACAUGUACCGGCUCUGAGCUACCUCCAGCCCAUGCCUCCCUCCCUCCUGCCUGCCUCUUCUGCUUCCUUAAGUCUGUCCUAGGCUGGCCCGCACAGUUGAGCUGUCUUCUUGACCUGUUUAAUAUUAUUUAUUGUUUUAAUUUUCUAUUAAAUUAUUGGAAUAAAGUUGA
Messenger RNA from Octodon degus (degu), 1696 nucleotides. RefSeq names its product potassium channel tetramerization domain containing 13 (gene Kctd13). The record is from RefSeq and is a predicted model, not a curated record. Gene Ontology annotation, molecular function: ubiquitin-protein transferase activity; protein binding. Lineage: Eukaryota; Metazoa; Chordata; Mammalia; Rodentia; Octodontidae. The coding region runs from base 199 to 1188 and encodes 329 amino acids. The transcript is spliced from 6 exons. Gene Ontology annotation, biological process: negative regulation of Rho protein signal transduction; protein ubiquitination; proteasome-mediated ubiquitin-dependent protein catabolic process. Gene Ontology annotation, cellular component: Cul3-RING ubiquitin ligase complex.